Messenger RNA from Cheilinus undulatus (humphead wrasse), 2553 nucleotides. RefSeq names its product extracellular calcium-sensing receptor-like. The transcript has 6 exons. Gene Ontology annotation, biological process: G protein-coupled receptor signaling pathway. The record is from RefSeq and is a predicted model, not a curated record. Gene Ontology annotation, molecular function: G protein-coupled receptor activity. Lineage: Eukaryota; Metazoa; Chordata; Actinopteri; Labriformes; Labridae. The coding region runs from base 16 to 2553 and encodes 845 amino acids. Gene Ontology annotation, cellular component: membrane.
GCACUUUUUAUUGGCAUGUUUGGAGCAAAAGAAGACCCCAUGCUGUGUAAAAUGCUGAGAAGCCCUGAGUUUCCUCUUUUAUCAAAGGAAGGAGAUAUAACAAUUGGGGGAGCCUUCUCCAUUCAUAGCCAAAUCUCAGAGCCUUCACUCUCCUUCACGGGCACACCAGAGCCACUAACAUGCUCCAGGAUCAACUUGAGAGAAUUUCGUUUUGCUCAAACUAUGAUUUUUGCCAUUGAGGAGAUCAACAAUAGCAGCUCUCUGCUGCCUAAUAUUUCAAUUGGUUAUAAGUUAUUCGACACCUGUGGUUCAACGCUGCCUUCCACAGGAGCAGCAAUGGGUUUAAUGAAUGGACAAGAAAGAAGUCUGGGAAAAAACUGUUCCAGCCAGUCAUCAGUUCAUGCUGUCAUCGGAGCCUCUGAGUCUUCAUCAACAAUUGUGAUGCUACAGAUGUUAGGAAUAUUCCAAAUACCAGUGAUCAGCCACUUUGCUACUUGUGCCUGCCUCAGUAACAGACAGGAGUACCCGUCCUUCUUCAGGACCAUACCUAGUGACUACUACCAGAGCAGAGCCUUAGCCAAACUCGUAAAGCACUUCGGCUGGAGCUGGGUUGGGGCAGUUAGAAGUGACAACGAUUACGGAAACAACGGCAUGGCAACUUUUAUUAAAGCAGCGGGUCAGGAGGGGGUUUGUAUUGAAUACUCUGAAGCAAUCUCAAGGACAGCUGAUCGUAGUGAGCACAUUGCCCGGGUGGUCAGAGUAAUCAAAAGUGGCACUGCAAGGGUUUUAAUUGCCUUCCUUGCCCAAGCUGAAAUGAAUAUUCUCCUCGAGGAAACCCUGAAGCAGAACCUGACUGGGCUUCAAUGGGUGGGCAGUGAAUCGUGGAUCACAGCAGGCCAUUUGGCAAAUAAGAGGUACUCAGGAAUCCUGAUGGGGUCUCUGGGCUUCACCAUAAGAAAGACAAAGAUAACAGGCCUGCAAGAGUUUCUUUUAAAGGUCAACCCAAGACAGAACCCUCAGAACAAUCUACUAAGGGAGUUCUGGGAAGCCACAUUCAGCUGCACUUUCCAAUCCAGUCAGCUGGGUCAAACCCAAUGCUCUGGACAUGAGAGACUACAGGACAUUGACAAUCCAUAUACAGACGUGUCAGAGCUGAGGAUAUCUUCCAAUGUGUACAAGGCUGUGUAUGCUGUGGCUCAUGCCAUGCACAGCAUGUUGAACUGUGGAAAAAGAGGAGAAAUGAGUGAUCGACCAUGUCUUUGGAAAGAUGGCUCUAAGUCAGGAGAGGUUGUGAAACACCUCCAAAAUGUUAAUUUCACUAUUCUUUCUGAAAGGCAGCAUUUUGAUGAAAAUGGAGACCCUGCAGCUACUUAUGAGCUGGUGAAUUGGCAAAGAAGCCGAGCAGGAGAUACAGUGUUUGUGGGUGUAGGGAGCUAUGACGCUUCUCUACCAAGUGGAAAACAGUUCACCAUGAAUGGCAUUGACAUCAUUUGGGCUGCAGGAUCCAAAAAGAGGCCAAGGUCCGUGUGCAGUGAGGGUUGUCAACCAGGUUUCCGGCAGGCUGUGAUUAAAGGCAAACCCAUCUGCUGCUUCUCUUGCAUCGCCUGUGCUGCUGGAGAGAUCAGCAAUUCUAGUAGUUCUGCAGAGUGUUCCCAGUGCCCAAUUGAGUACUGGUCAAAUGAGGAUCACAGCCAGUGUAUUCCAAAGACAAUUGAGUUCCUUUCUUAUGGAGAAACCAUGGGGGCCCUCCUUGCUGCUUUCUCACUGUUUGGAGCAAGUUUAUCUCUUGUGGUGUCAUGUAUUUUCUUUCACUUUCGUCACACACCUCUUGUCAAAGCCAGUAACUCGGAGCUGAGCUUCAUGCUCCUCUUCUCCUUGACUCUGUGCUUCCUGUGUCCUCUGACAUUUAUUGGUCAACCCUCUGAGUGGUCCUGCAUGCUGCGACACACAGCUUUUGGUAUCACCUUUGCCUUGUGCAUGUCUUGUGUUUUGGCUAAAACCAUAGCAGUGGUUAAUGCUUUUAGAGCUAAGAGGCCAUCAAACACAGUCCUUCAAUGUUCAGCUUCACUGCAGAGAACGAGUGUUCUCAGCUGUACUUCGCUGCAGGUGUUAGUUUGUUCACUUUGGUUAAGUCUUGCUCCACCUUUCCCUUACAAAAACACAGCUCAUGUCAUUGAAAGAAUUAUUCUAGAGUGUAGCUUGGGUUCACUGAUUGGCUUUUGGGUGGUUCUGGGGUAUAUCGGACUCCUGGCUGUGCUGUGUUUUGUCCUCGCUUUUCUGGCUCGAAAGCUGCCCAAUAAUUUCAAUGAAGCAAAAUUUAUCACCUUCAGUAUGCUGAUAUUCUGUGCCGUCUGGAUUGCUUUCAUUCCUGCAUAUGUCAGCUCUCCUGGGAAGUUUACUGUAGCUGUAGAGGUAUUUGCUAUUCUGGCCUCCAGCUUUGGCCUUCUUUUUUGUAUAUUUGCACCUAAAUGCUAUAUUCUCCUUUUAAAACCAGAGAAAAAUACCAAAACACAUAUGAUGGGGAGAAACUGGGCCUUGUCAAUAAAACCAUAA